AUGUCCAUAUUUGGCGAAAACAUGUGUGUUCAUUAUAUGAAAAUAUGUGAUGGUAUUGAUGAUUGUGGUGAUGGUAGUGAUGAGAUGAAUUGUGGUGAAGAUGAAAUAAAUGGUAAAAGUGAAAUAUUCACAACAACCGGUACAGGAUGUGAACCGGAUCAAUUCCGUUGUGAAAACGGAAAAUGUAUUGCACAAAUCGAUCGAUGCAAUCAUAAAUAUGAUUGUGAUGAUGGGACAGAUGAGAAUACCUGUGAAUAUUUUGUGCAAGCCCUGCAACAAGCAAGAAGUACAGCGAUGCAUCCGGAUGAAAUUGCAUCCGAAGAACAGAAAGAUAGAGAGGAGCAAAUACGAAAACAGGAACAGGAAAGGCUGAGACAUGAGAAGGAACAUGAAGAACGGGAACAGGAAAGACUGAGACAGGAGCAAGAAAGAGAACGACAGGAACAGGAAAGAAGACGAGAGGAGGAAGAACGGGAGCGAGAUGAGGAACGGAAAAGGGUGGAACAGGAAAGGAAAAGGCAAGAAUAUUAUGAAGAGGAAAGACAAAGACAAGAGAUGGAACGAAAGAGCGAGAAAGAGUAUGAAGAAGAGCAGGAGAGACAAAAGGAUUGCCAUGGGAAAGAGAGAAAUGGGAAAGCGCAGGAACAAGAAAGAAAGCGACAAGAAGAAAGAAGACAAGAGGAGAGAGAACGACGGGAGCAAGAAGAGGAACGGGAAAGAGUGGAACAGGAAAGGAGAAGAGAAGAAUAUUAUGAAGAAGAAAGACGAAGACAAGAAGUUGAACAAAGGAGAGGGAAGGAAUACGAAGGAGAACAGGAAGAUAGACAGGAACAAGAUGAAUGGGAACGACAAGAACAUGAAAGAAUGCGACAAGAGGUGGAAUCACAACGUCAAGAACACGAAAGAAUCAGGCAAGGGAUGGAAAUAGCACGACAGGAAAAGGAACAAAAAGGUGAAGAAGAUAAGAAUGGAUAUACUGAUAAGGAACAGAAAAGUUAUGAGGAAGAACAACACCAAAGAUACAGAGAAGAUGAACAAAGACGACAGAAAGAAGAAGAAAUGGAACGGAAAAAGAAGAAGGAGGAGGAAGAUAGGCGACAAUUGGAAGAGAACCAAAGACGUUUAGAAGAAGAUCGUAGACGUCUAGAGGAAUUGUCAAGGAGAGAACUGGAAAAAGAAAGAAAAGGUGAAGAUUUGGGAGAAUAUGAGAAACAUCAGAUGACCGUAGAAGGUGUCCGGAUUAAAGAAGAUGAAGCACGACGACGACUGGAAUUAGAACGUUACGGUCCGGAUAAGGAAAAUCAGGCAAGUUAA
Molecule: messenger RNA, 1314 nt
Organism: Loa loa (African eye worm)
Lineage: Eukaryota; Metazoa; Nematoda; Chromadorea; Rhabditida; Onchocercidae
Exons: 3
Coding region: 1-1314 (437 amino acids)
Cellular component (GO): plasma membrane
Molecular function (GO): protein binding
Source: RefSeq, a predicted model, not a curated record